AUGCCCGCUGUUUCGGUGUUUGAAAUUAAACGUGGAAAGAUUUGGAAUGCUCUGACUGAUAAUUAUGGUAACGUAAUGCCAGUUGACUGGAAAUCUUCCCACACCAGAGCUUUGCACUUGCCAACACUCAAUCUUUCAGAAAAAGGGGUAAAUGAUAACUUGAACCUUGACCUGUCAGAUGAUGAAGAGCUGAGAGAACAGUUGGAUAUGCAUUCUAUCAUCGUUUCCUGCAUCAAUGAUGAACCACUCUUCACAGCAGAGCAGGUGAUUGAAGAAAUAGAGGAAAUGAUGCAGGAAUCACCUGAUCCAGAAGACGAUGAAACACCCACCCAAUCAGAUCGGCUCUCCAUACUUUCCCAGGAAAUUCAGACACUCAAGAGAUCCAGUACAAACAACAGCUAUGAAGAGAGAGUAAAACGAUUGUCUGUUGCUGAGUUAAAUGAACUGCUAGAAGAAAUUGAGACUGCUAUUAAGGAUUAUUCUGAGGAACUGGUACAGCAAUUGGCUCUACGAGAUGAGUUGGAGUUUGAGAAGGAAGUGAAAAACAGCUUCAUUUCUGUCCUCAUCGAAGUACAAAACAAACAGAGAGAACACAAAGAAACGGCAAAGAAGAAAAAGAAGCUGAAAAAUGGUAGUCCUCAGAAUGGCAAACAAGAGAGAGGUCAUAUGCCUGGAACACGCUUCAGCAUGGAAGGGAUCUCAAAUGUCAUACAGAAUGGCUUCCGCCACACGUUUGGAAACUCGGGUGGAGAGAAACAGUACUUAACAACCGUCAUUCCUUAUGAGAAGAAAAAUGGACCCCCGUCUGUUGAAGAUCUUCAGACGUUAACCAAAAUCCUCCAUGCCAUGAAAGAGGAUAGCGAGAAAGUGCCAAGCUUGUUAACAGACUAUAUUUUAAAGGUACUGUGUCCUACAUGAAGAGGGCUGCCUUUCAGAAUUAGCCAUGCUCCUUCCUGUGAUGAGAAGCUUUCCAUCGAUAUAACUCAUAGUAUUUUUUCAUUUGGCACUAUACCUAAACUAGUAAUCCAUUUACCUCCUCUGUGUGUGCGUGGAUUUUCUGAUCCUACAGUAAGUCUUCUGGGCAUGACAAGUCAUCCAUUUUAACUUAAUAGUGCAAUGAACUGGAGCAGGGAACAAACAUUGUACAGUUUUGCUCACAUUGUUCUGGCUUUUUAAAGUCUAUUUUUACAUUGUAUAGCAUGUAGUAAAUCCUCCUGCACAUUUUGUUGUUGGAAGGAAAACUAAACUUUGAAUAGUGUAAAUAAAAUAAGCCUAGUUUUAAGGAAUCCAUAUUUAAAAGCAUCCUUAGUUCCUAUAGCAAAGAUGCAAAAAGGAUCAUAGUUGGGCUUGGAAUAAAAGCUUCAAGUGCGUUCUCCAGGAAGCACUCCAGAACAGUGUUGGUGGAAGUCAGCAUUCGACACUUCUUUUAAAAUGGUAGCUUUGAUUGAACUAUACAACAGUAUUGUUGGUACAGUGAACAAACCCAGAUUCUUUGAUGGUUUGGCGUAAGUGAUUGGUGUGUUACUUAUCCUUGUUAUCUAACACAAACAUCCAAGUAAUGUAAUAUUUCAUAUUCAUUUUUAUUUUCAUUAUUCAUGUUCAUGUGGCUUAGAUAUUCUCCCAUAUUGCUGCUAUAAUUUUACU
Nipponia nippon (crested ibis) is the source of this 1644-nucleotide messenger RNA. Lineage: Eukaryota; Metazoa; Chordata; Aves; Pelecaniformes; Threskiornithidae. The record is from RefSeq and is a predicted model, not a curated record.